Molecule: messenger RNA, 3840 nt
Organism: Anopheles cruzii
Lineage: Eukaryota; Metazoa; Arthropoda; Insecta; Diptera; Culicidae
Exons: 9
Coding region: 1-3840 (1279 amino acids)
Molecular function (GO): FAD binding; 2 iron, 2 sulfur cluster binding; oxidoreductase activity
Source: RefSeq, a predicted model, not a curated record
AUGUUAUCAUCGCUUGGAUCGUACAUUUGGGGUAGCUCAAGCUAUGAGAGUCCACUUUCCGAAGUUACCUUCACCAUUAACGACAAAACGUACACAGCCAAAGCAGAAAGCGUGCCGCUGGGCACCUCGCUGAACGCCUUCAUCCGGAACCAUGCUCACCUGACCGGGACGAAGUUCAUGUGCCUGGAGGGAGGCUGCGGUGCGUGUAUUGUGAGCGUGUCCGGUGUGCAUCCCGUCACGAAGGACACCCGGACCUGGUCGGUGAACUCGUGUCUGUUUCCAGUGUUCGCUUGCCAUGGGCUGGACAUCAAGACCGUGGAGGCGCUGGGAAAUAAGCGGGACGGAUAUCACCCGGUGCAGGAGCGUUUGGCGCAGAUGAACGGUAGCCAGUGCGGAUUCUGCUCGCCCGGCAUGGUAAUGACCAUGUACAGUCUGAUGGAAGCGAAGAACGGUAACGUCUCGAUGACGGAGGUCGAAAAUGCGCUCGGUGGUAACAUCUGCCGUUGCACCGGGUACCGUCCGAUCCUCGAUGCGUUCAAGUCGCUCACAACGGAGGCCCCCAGCGACAUCAUGGACAUCGAGGAGCUGAAGGUGUGCCCGAAAACGGGCGCCGUAUGCUCGGGACCAUGCCCGAUCGCGGCUAGCCUAAUCGAACCCCAACGUCCGGUUCAGCUCGUGUUUGCGGAAAACCGCGAGUGGCAUAAGGUGUUCGCGUUGGACGAUGUGUUUGCGAUCUUCGACAAAAUCGGCACCCGGCCCUAUAUGCUGCUGGCUGGAAACACCGCCCACGGUGUUUACCGUCGGAACGAGUCACUGGAGGUGUUUAUCGAUGUAAAUUCCGUGGAGGAGCUGCGCAGCUACUACGUCAGUGCAAACGAACUGCUGGUCGGCGGAAACGUGAAUCUGGCCGAGUUUCUGGACCUCCUCAACAAGACAGCCAACAGUCGCCCGAGCUUCAACUAUUGUCGCGAGUUGGCACAGCAUCUCGAUCUGGUCGCUAGCCCUGCGAUCCGCAGUGUCGGAACGAUCGCUGGGAACUUGAUGAUAAAAAAUCAGCAUCCCGAGUUCCCGUCCGACGUGUACCUGAUGCUGGAAGCCGUCGGUGCCAAACUGAGCGUCGCCGAAUCGCGCAUCAAAACCGUUCAGAUGAGCGCCCAGCAGUUUCUCCAGACGAGUAUGGCCAAAAAGGUGCUGAAAAGCAUUUCGCUGCCACCGAUCGGAUCGACGGUGAACGCGUUUCGGUCGUACAAAAUAAUGCCUCGUGCCCAGAACGCGCCCGCCUACGUGAACGCUUGCAUCCUGUUGCGGUUCAAGAGCGACAAGACGACGGUGAAAUCGGCCUCCAUCUGCUUCGGUGGCAUCAGUCCCAAGUUUACACAUGCGACCCGAACGGAACAGUUCCUCGCCGGCAAGCGGCUGUUCGAUUCGGUGAUCUUUCGGGAAGCACUUGGGCAGCUGGCUGGCGAGCUGGAUCCGGACUGGGUUCUACCGGACGCUUCGGCCGAGUACCGGAAGAACUUGGCCAUCGCACUCUUCUACAAGGCUGUGUUGAGUGUGGCGGCAAAGCAUAACGUCACCCUCAACGCACGCUUCACGUCCGGUGCGACCAUUAUGAAGAGAGCCCUCUCAUCCGGUCAGCAAACGUUCGAGACGAUCGAGAAAAAUUGGCCACUCACGAAGAACAUCCCCAAGCUGGAGGGGCUAGUGCAAUCGUCUGGGGAGGCCAAGUACAUGAACGAUAUGGCACCGCUCCCCGGAGAACUGCACGCCGCGUUCGUCGUGGCAACCAAACCGCACAGCAUGAUCGGCAAGAUCGACCCAUCGGAAGCGCUGAAAGUUCCGGGCGUGGUUGCCUUCUACUCUGCGAAAGAUAUCCCCGGGAAGAACAACUUCAUGUCGAGCGAGAUGAACUUCUCCUUCCCGGACGUGGAAGAAGUGUUCUGCAGUGGCCGAGUGCUGUUCCACGGCCAACCGGUCGGUGUGAUCGUGGCGGAAAAUUCCCCCCUAGCGAACCGUGUCGCGAAGCUGGUUAAGAUACUGUACGAGCGCGUCUCAGGUGAUCCCGUCUAUCCGACCAUCAAGGCACUACUGCAGAGUCAACCGAAGGAACGCUUCGUGGACCAACCAACCAGGGUUGAAGUGACUGCGGCGAAGAAAAUCCGUGGACGCCUGGAACUCCAGGGGCAGUAUCACUUCACGAUGGAACCACAGACCUGCAUCUGUGUGCCGAUCGAGGACGACGGGAUGGAUGUGUACAGCUCGACGCAGUGGGUCGACCUGUGCCAGGUGGCCAUCGCUGCGAUGCUGAAGGUGCCGGAGAACAGUCUCAACUUUGUGGUGCGUCGCUUGGGCGGUGGAUACGGGGCGAAGCUGACGCGCGCCUCACAGAUUGCGUGCGCCUGUGCCCUGGCCGCGUAUCUUACGCGCCGUCCGGUCCGGUUCGUGAUGACCAUCGAGGCAAACAUGGGCUCGAUCGGAAAGCGGUACGGUUGCAUCAGCAACUACGAGGUGGACGUGGACGAGAAGGGCAAGAUUCUGCAGCUGACCAACAACUUCCUGCAGGACUACGGGUGUAAUCUGAACGAAAAUGUUGUUGACGAUGCCACGAUCGUUUUUGGGUUGUCGUACAACUCGGCCGCGUGGAAGGUGUUCGGUAGGCCGCUGGUGACCGAUGCGCCCGCCAACACCUGGACGCGCGCUCCCGCCAGCACCGAGGGUAUCGCGAUGGUCGAAACCAUUAUGGAGCACAUCGCCUGGGAGACGGGGGCCGAUCCGAUGGUGGUGCGUGCGCUCAACAUGAAGGGCGACAACAAGCUGCGCCAGCUGAUGCCCCUGUUCCGGCAGGAUAUUUCGUUCGACGGGCGACGGAAGUCGAUCGACGAGUUUAACGCAGCCAACCGCUGGCGGAAGCGAGGCAUUGCGAUGACCACGAUGCAGUUUCCGAUGGUCCCCUUCGGAGCCCUGCACGUCGUGGUGUCCAUCUACGCCAAGGAUGGGUCGGUCGCCAUCACGCACGGGGGAAUCGAGAUCGGACAGGGCAUCAACACCAAGGCGGCACAGGUGGCGGCGUACACUCUCGGCGUGCCACUGGAAAAGAUUGCGAUGAAGCCGAUGAGUAGCCUGACGUCUCCGAACGGGGCAAUGAGCGGUGGCAGUGGGACCAGCGAGGUGGUUUGUUACGCCGUUAAACGGGCGUGUGAGAUGCUCAACGCCCGCAUCAAACCAAUCCAGGCGGAGUUCAAGACGGCCUCGUGGGAUCAGAUCACCCAAAUCUGUUAUUCCAGGGACGUCGACUUGAGCGCCAUGUUUCAAUACAAACAGUCGGACCUCAAGGCGUACACAAUCCUGGGUGUGGCCAGCGCAGAAGUCGAAGUAGACAUUCUGACCGGAAACGUUCAGCUGCGCCGUGUCGACAUCCUUGAGGAUACGGGUGAAAGUAUCAGCCCCGGGGUGGACGUGGGCCAGAUCGAGGGUGCCUUCAUUAUGGGCAUUGGCUACUGGCUAUCCGAGGCGCUGGUGUACGAUAUGUCCAACGGUGCCCUGCUGACGAACCGCACCUGGAACUACAAACCGCCCGGUGCGAAGGACAUUCCCGUCGAUUUCCGUAUCCGAUUGCUACAGACCGGCGACAAUCAGUUCGGAGUUCUUCGGUCAAAGGCAACCGGAGAGCCGGCGUUGACGAUGAGCGUUGUGGCCCUGUUUGCUCUACGAAAUGCUUUGCGGUCGGCGCAAAAAGAUGCCGGACGCCCGGACGACUGGAUCCCGCUGGGGUCUGCUUCGACACCCGAUCAAGUCUUUUUCAAGGCCGGCACGGCGAUCGAUCAAUUUAAACUCAUCUAA